Caenorhabditis sp. 36 PRJEB53466 is the source of this 1187-nucleotide messenger RNA. NCBI's taxonomy places the organism in Eukaryota, Metazoa, Nematoda, Chromadorea, Rhabditida, Rhabditidae. The record is from the annotation of a GenBank genome assembly.
AUGGGAAAGCUCUCUCUGUUGAUAUGUAGAGAUGGAAACAGUCGAACAGCGCUGUCUCUCUGUUGCUGUGGCUGUUUGAAUCCGAAAAAAAAACCAUUCGCCGCUGCAUAUUUGGUUCGUGGCGCUCACAAACACGUCUUGCAUCGAUUUUAUGUAAUAAAUCGCUUCGUUUCGACGUGUUUCUAGCUAUAAUUAUGUUGUUUUCAGGGAAAAAUGUGCUCGUCUUUAACUCAACUCGUCUUCGGAGUGGUUAUGCUAGGCGCCAUCGCACUCACUCUCGGAGCCACGUUCUCCGACAGUCAGUAUGCGGUAUUAUCGCAAAUAAUUUUCGUUUUUCAGAGUGGAGAACUCUUGAAGCCGACCUUUACACCGCUUACGAAGACGUGAAAUCGAAUCACACGGAGCGACUGACCGGAAUUCUGCCCUUCUUCUGCGAGAAUGAUGCUGCUGGAUGUGCCGCCUUCUGGAAGGUAUGGAUUCUGUGCCCGAAGUGGUUCACAUACUGUCAGUUCAGGAAAUGAAGCCAUACGAGAAGAUUGUCGCAAUUUGCAUGAUCACCGCCCUACUUCUCGAGAUUAUCGCUUUCAUCUGGAACUUCCUCACCUCGUAGAGUUUGCUAUGCCACGUCUCACAAAAAACAGAAUUUCAGAUGCACGUGCUGCUUCAAAAAGUACCUCCUCCAUCCGUUGUCCCCACUCUCCUUCCUCAUCACUCUGUUCUUGACAGUGGCUAUCGGGGUCUUCUACUAUUACAGUGACGAAGUGAAAAGUGCGUUUUCAAAAGAAACGUGGCCAGAGUUGAGCGGCUUUCCGCCUUCCGCCCCCGCUCCGUCUACCGCUGCGCUCGCGCUUCGCCUUCCGCUUCCAGCUUUCAGCUAUCCGCUUCCCGCUUUCUGCAAUCCGCAAAAAUGUUCACGCGACUUUUCGUCUUCCGCUUUUCAAAUUAUUCAUUUCGCUUAACUCUGGCCGUGGCUCUUUUUUUCCAGACGAUGUGAACAUCCAACAGCUCUUCGAUGCCAAUGCUAAGGACCUGAACAUCAAUGCAAGUUGCCGAUGGAAUUAUCAACGUUGAGAAUUCGUUUUCAGAUCGGAUCUGCCUUCUGGAUGGCCGUCGGAGCCUGGUGCCUUGCCGUCGUUGACACAAUCCUCGCCUCGUUCGCCAUCUUUUUUGCUCAGCACGGUGUCUAA